Messenger RNA from Aegilops tauschii subsp. strangulata, 1884 nucleotides. NCBI's taxonomy places the organism in Eukaryota, Viridiplantae, Streptophyta, Magnoliopsida, Poales, Poaceae. The record is from RefSeq and is a predicted model, not a curated record.
AUGGAGUCAGGAGAAGGAGAUGGUGCUGGUGCUACUGCUGCAGCAACAACAACAGAAGAGAGAGCAAAGAUUCUGAAGAGGAAUUCCGAUGAUAUGAGUUGGGCUUAUGGUCAGCUUGUUGAUCCUAACAAUCUUCAGAGAGUGAAGUGCAAUUUCUGCAGUCAGAUUUUUACGGGAGAUCUAGAUCCACCUAGUCAAUAUGAUCUCCGGGAGACUUUGCUGAAGUCUGAGUAUGCAAGAACCAAGAGUGAACUCAAGGAACGAGAGGUUGAGAAGGGCAAGCAUGGUUGCUCUCUCAUGACUGAUGCUUGGACUGACAUGAAGAGGAGAAGCAUUAUGAAUCUGGUCACACAUUGCUCGGAAAGUGUUAGCUUCAUCAAGUCAAAGGAAACAUCAGACACACCGCAUACAAGUGAGAUGAUCUUCAAUCUAGUUGACAAGACAAUUGAAGAAUUAGGUGCUGAACAUGUGGUGCAGGUUGUGACUGACAAUGCUUCAAACAACAUGGGGGCUAAGGAUCUCUUGAAAGUGAAGAGGUCGAAGAUAUUUUGGAGCACAUGUGCGACUCACACUGUCAAUUUGAUGCUCCAAGGGAUUGGCAACUUAGCUAAGUUCAAGAAGAUAAUUGAUCAAGCCAAGGCUUUCACAAUAUUUGUGUAUGGGCACCAUCGCACCUUAGAGUGCAUGAGAUCCUUCACCAAGAAGAGAGAAAUCAUAAGGCCAGGAGUAACUAGAUUUGCUUCCCAAUUCCUCACUUUGCAAAGCCUUGCAGACAAGGCUGAUUCACUAAGAAAGAUGGUGGUUUCCUCUAAGUGGGAUAAGAUCAAGGAUGUGCACUCAAAGAAAGGAAAGGAUGCUACAGCCAUAAUUCUUAACAAGCCCUUCUGGAAGGGUGUGAAUCUUUGCAUCAAGGUGUUCGAGCCAUUGGUGAAGGUCCUCUGGUUGGUUGAUGGUGAUGCACGACCCUCAAUGGGCUUUCUAUAUGGAGAGAUUGUGAAGGCAAAGAAAGAAAUCAAAGAGGCCUUUGGUAACAUCGAGGCGCGGUACAAAGAUGUGUUAGCUAUAGUUCAAAAGAAGAUGAAAGAUAGGCUUGAUGCCCCACUGCAGUUGACUACAUAUUUGCUGAAUCCACACUAUAGCUAUGCAGAUGACAACAUAUUUGAUUUUGUUGACAUCAAUACAGCCUUCUAUUCUUGUGUGGAGACGUUCUAUCAUGGUGAUGAAAACAUGCAAGACAAAGUUGUGAACUAUGAAAUAGGCAAGUUCCAAAGCAGAGAGGGUUCCUUUGCAAAGAAGCUUGCUAGGACUUGCCAAAACUUUGACUACAAUCCUGUGGCUUGGUGGAGAAUGUAUGGAGGUGAGACACCAGGGCUGAAGGACAUGGCUAUGAAGAUCCUUUCUUUGACCUCAAGUUCUUCCGGCUGUGAGAGAAAUUGGAGUUGUUUUGAGUCGAUACACACCAAGAGGAGAAAUAUACUUACAACAGAUCGCCUCAAUCAGCUUGUGUACAUCCUGUUCAACUCAAGACUGUUAUCCAAGAAGAAAAAGAUCAAGCAGAGGAAGAACAUUGAUGUUCUCCUCAGUACUGAUGCAUCCGAAGCACAAGGAUUCUUGUUUGAGGGAGGAGAUGAUCAUGCUUUCAUGGUGUUUCCAGAUGGAGAUGAGGGAGUAGAUGGCAUACCUUGGAGUGUGGUUGGAGAUGCUAUGGGAACCAGUGAACAACUUGAGCUUCAUCGAAGUGCAAGGGUUAGAGAUCUCCAUGAUGAAGAGUUUGAGUCAGACGAAGAAGAAGUAGAGGAGAUAGAUUCAGAGGAGGAGGACAUAGAGUACGAGGAUGAUGAAGAUGAAGUGGUGACUGGGCGCACUUAUGGGGAUGAGGACUGA